GCCUCCUAGGGGUCUGCGCGUCAACAAGAGAAAUAAGAUAGAGAGUGAGGAGGAGGAGGAAGAGCCAGCCCCUCCGCCAGUGGACGAAAAUGAACCUCCAAAAGCAAAGCAGUAUGACCAAGACUGCGACAUAUCAUCGCUUGAGGCUCCAACCUUCACCACGCUGGACAGAGGACCUCCUGCCCCCAUGCUGCGGCUGUCAUGGGACCAUCCUGUGAACCUCAUUGGGGAGAAGGUUUUAUCUCCCCGGAUACAUAUCUGCGAUACCUGCAAUAAGCCUAUCCUCAUCUAUGGAAGAAUGAUACCUUGCAAGCAUGUAUUUUGCCUGUGGUGUGCCCGUGGGGAAGACCGCGUGUGUGCAAGGUGUGGAGAGCGUGUGGCCAGAGUGGAGCAGAUAGGCCUUGGAACUGUAUUUAUGUGUAACUACAAUAUAAAUAAAACUGUUUGUAAACGCACAUAUUUAUCACAGAGGGAUCUCCAGGCCCACAUAGACCACCGGCACAUGAAAGUGCCUGGGGCAACAGGCCUGCCAAAGGAAGAGUUGAAAGAGGAGCGUUUAAGCCACAGAGACCCAAGGGGUGAAGGCAGAGACACAAGAACAGAUCCAAGGGGAGACAUCAGACAAGACCCAAGGGCUAUGUCAGACCCCAGGGUGAGCAAGGAAGGCUAUGAACACAGGGACUCCUAUUCCAGCUCGCAGUUUUCCCGCCAGGGCUCAGGGCAGUUUGGUUCUAAUCACGGGCAGUCUCACCAAACGGCAGGCAACCACCAGGCGUCCUCUCAUCAUAUUUCAGUGAUUCCUGUAAUGACAACAGCCAGGACCAAUCUCAUCACCGUCCCACUUCAGGACCAGCCAGAACACUCGUCGCACUCCUCCUUCCAACAUUCUGGGCCAUCGCAUCCAACACCCCCACACCCCCCACCUCACAUGCCCCCCACACAUCCUCCCCCAACUCAUUCCUUCACCAGUCCACCCCCAGCUCACUCUCAGCCUCCCCCUUCCCAUCCCCAACCCCCACCAUACUCCUCUUCCUUUAGCACAGCCUAUAGUACACAGCCCCCACAGUAUACAUACCCUCCAAACCCAGCAGCGCCCCCACCCCCCAACCCCAAUGUGCCGCCUCCACCAUACUCAAAUGUGACGCCUGCUGUUCCUCCCCCAACUACUUACGUCAACAGAUCUCAAUAUGAUGGGCAGUACUCCACCGCGCAGUGGUCUACUCCUCCACCACAGACGCCUCCUUCACACCCCCCUGGGCCCCCUCUCCACCACCCUCCCCCACCUUCAGCUCAGUCCAGCCAAUAUUACAGGAAAAAUUUCUAACAGGAUGGAUAUGUAUUACACAAGAUUGUAAUGAUGUUAAUGCAGUAGACUUGCAUUGUAAGGAUGUUGAUGUUGAAGUGGUAAUAGAUCGUCUGUAAAUGACAGGUAUUGCUGGGAAUGUAUGGAAAGGUGAAACUAUCGUUGUGUAAGACAGAUAACAAUGGGAGACUUAAAUUUUUGGAGUGAAAUUUAUCUACUUAUAAGAAAAUAUGUAAAAUUACUGUGCUUGAAUGUAAGGCCAUGAGAAAUCUUGCCAAGACUGCAAAGAAAUAUUGUAAUGAAGUGCCACAUUGUGUGUAAAGAUGUGCAAAUAUUAAUAUUUGCAAAUGUUCAAAUCUCUUGGAUGAUGGAAAUUGAAAUAUUGUGUAUCACAUGCUUGGUGUUAUUAAAGGGACUAUCUGUGAUUUGGAAUGUAAAUAAGUCAGUUUGGGUUUAUUGCUAUGUAUUUAUAAAUGAACUAUGGGGAUUUGGAUUCUGAAAAAUAUUACCUAAGUCUCACCAGUUAUAGCCAGGUCCUUUUUCAUUUUGUUGACAACACGACAGAAUUAUACUGGCAGCAUUUAAUUGAAUUCUGCAUUUUUUAAAUAGAAUU
Molecule: messenger RNA, 1916 nt
Organism: Penaeus monodon (black tiger shrimp)
Lineage: Eukaryota; Metazoa; Arthropoda; Malacostraca; Decapoda; Penaeidae
Product: E3 ubiquitin-protein ligase Hakai-like
Biological process (GO): regulation of cell adhesion; protein ubiquitination
Molecular function (GO): ubiquitin protein ligase activity
Source: RefSeq, a predicted model, not a curated record